Acanthamoeba castellanii str. Neff is the source of this 3483-nucleotide messenger RNA. Its product is annotated as UvrD/REP helicase subfamily protein. The coding region runs from base 1 to 3483 and encodes 1160 amino acids. The record is from RefSeq and is a predicted model, not a curated record. Lineage: Eukaryota; Discosea; Longamoebia; Acanthamoebidae. The transcript is spliced from 12 exons. Gene Ontology annotation, molecular function: 3'-5' DNA helicase activity; ATP binding; DNA binding. Gene Ontology annotation, biological process: recombinational repair.
AUGGAAGAGGACGAGGGGGUGUGCUGGGCGACGCAAGCCUUCCCCCCGUCACCACCGGCUCUGCCAGAGCCAUACACGAGACCUGCAAUCGCUGAGGAGGAGAAAGAGCGAAAUCUCGAGAUCAAUCUGACACAACAUGGCGAGGGCAGUUCGUCAUCGUCUCAGUGGGCCGAGCUUGAUGUUCUCCUGGACUCGUUUACGCCUCAACCUGCCUCGGGCAAUGCCGCGGCACCCACCGCAACCACCACCACCACGCGUAGCCGCGGUAGUGUGGACUACGUCCUCCAUGCCGGCCUGAACGCGGAGCAGAGGGAGGCGGCCGAGGCGCCCGUCGAUCGACCUCUCCUGAUCUGUGCCGGCCCCGGCACCGGCAAGACCCUCACUCUGUGCCAUCGCAUCGUGGACCUGGUGGCGCGGCAGAACGUGAGGCCGGAGGCGAUCCUGGCCAUCACCUUCUCUCGCAAGGCGGCCGACGAGAUGCGGCACCGGCUCGAUUCCCUGUGCCCGCUGACGCGACCCGUCACCGUCUCCAACUUCCACAGGUUCUGCUGGCGCCUGUUGCGACUGUCGCGCGACGCGUGCGGGAGCGUGGGGCGGGACUUGGAGGUGAUCGAGAAGCGGAGGCAAGCCGAACUGAUCGAAGAGUGCCUGGAACUCUGGUCGCCGGAGGAGGAAGAAAAGGGAAACGCGGAGGCGAAUGACGAAGAGGACUCAGUGGACGUGGAAGAAGAAGAUGAUGAUGGAGACGAAGAAGAAGAACCGGGCCGGCGCCGUGCCAAGAGACGACGUCUGGAAGCUCCCUCGAAAGAGAGCAACGAACGACAGGCGCGCUUGACCGUGAACUACUUCCUGCAGUUCAUCGGCCGAGCCAAGGCCAACCUGCCCCUGUCCCAAGAAUACGAUGAGAAGUGGGACGCCAGGCAUCGCUUCGUCUACGCCAAGUACCAGGAGCGCUUGGAGGAGGAGGGCCUGGUCGACUUCCACGACAUGAUCCGCAAGUCGGUGCAGCUGCUCACCACCGACCCAGCACUCCUCGCGCGCUACCAGCAAAUGUUCCAGGUCGUGCUCGUAGAUGAGUUCCAGGACACAUCGCGGCUGCAGUGGGAGCUGGUGCGACUCUUGGCCCAACCGCACAAGGCCGUCACAGUCAUCGGAGACCCGCACCAGACCAUCUACAGCUUCAGGGGGACCAACUUCGAUAACUGGAAGGAGUUUCACCGGUCCUUUGGCGAGGGCGCGCUGUAUCUUUCGCUCCAACAAAACUACCGAUCGUCCAAAACGAUCCUGCAAGCGGCCCAAAGCGUGAUAUCAAACAACCCAAGUCCCAGCGCUUCAGCGGUGGAAUUGGGAUUCGCGCUGCCCUACACGCGGCUGCACACGGCCAACGCGCAGGGGAACCUGGUAGGGCUGACCGUGUGCGAGGACUGGGAAACGGAGAUGCGGCGGGUCAUCGCCACGAUCAAGGAGAAGAGCAGGCGGAAGGAGUACCGCUACCGCGACAUGUGCGUCCUAUUCCGCAACUUCAAGUCGCGCGGGUUCUCGCUGGCGGCCUUCGAGGAGGCGCUCGCGCAGCGCAACGUGCCCUACGUGAUCAGCGGCGCGGACAGGGACGCGGCGGAGAGCAGCGGCUGGCAGCCGAGCACCGCCAGCGGUGGCGAGAGCGAGGUGAUCGUCGAUUGCCUCUCGCUCAUUGUAGAUACCAACGACACCGACGAGAGUUUCAUUCGCGUGCUCCACUCGACCUCCGCAGGCACCCUAAUGAACGGCCUGCGAGCGCGAGCGCACGUGGAGGGCACUUCGCUCUUCCGCGCGGCCAAACUGUACAUAGCAACAGCGGGGGAGAAGGACGACGGCCAUCGUAUCGAGGUCCUGCGGCGCAUUGUAAAAAUGGUGGAGCGGACGAGGGCCGAGCUGCUGCUGGACUCGUGGGAGGAAGACGAGAGCGAGGAGCGCGACGACAGCGCGUCGCCGGCGAGGGCCAACAAGGGGCCGGCGCGGGCUCCGCGGAAGGUCCUGGCCGACGUCAUCGAGGCCGUCGCCAGGUGGCUCGAGCGCGUCGACGACACCGAUGGCGAUGGCGAGGGGGACCACCAGGAACAGGACCAGGACAGCGAGAGAGAUUUCCUGCUGACGGACUCGGCCGCUGAGCCCGACCAGCGGCGUCAGAGCAGGGCGGAAUUUGUGAACCGGCUCAAGCAAGAGGCCAGCCGCUACGAGACCACGCGACGACUGGACACCGAGGAAUAUACGUUCAGUCUUUCUCUUCAGGAGCUGCUGGCCGAUUUCGUUAAGCAGCGAGCCAGCGGAUCGACCGGCAGACACGAGGGCGGCGGCAAACAGAACGCUAUCACCCUCAGCACCAUCCAUCGGGCCAAGGGCCUGGAGUGGCCGGUGGUGUUCCUGGUACAGAUGAACGAAACGGUAAUGCCCUCGUGGCAGGCCCUCAAAUCUCUGCUCAGCCCCGAGGGCGCAACCGAGGACGAACAGCGUGACCAACACACCAGGGCCUUGGAGGAGGAGCGAAGGCUCUGCUACGUGGCCAUGACGCGUGCGCGGGAGCGGCUCUUCAUCAGUUUUGUGAAUAACUCACGGGGAGACGCCAAGGUGUCGCGCUUCGUGCUUGAGAUUCCAGAGGGGCUGGUCGUGGCCAACCGCGUGGUGGAAGAAGAACGAAGCGAUAGAGAGGAAAGCGAAGACGACGACAGCGGCGGCGGUGGAGAAGGCUCUGACAUCUCCGAAGGCGAUGAGGAAAACGAAGAGGAAGACGACGACGGAGAGGAAGAAAACGGCGGCGUCGGCGGGCGGCUGGUGCGGCUCUUCCGGCCGCUGAAGAAGCGAGGGCUCGUGCCGGUGAAGACGGCCGACCCCGUCGCCCAACCCUCCAAGCGGGCGAAGCGGCGGGUCAUCUUCGUGCGCAGCCGCCGCCGGUCCACCACCGCCGAACCCCUGCACGCGGCCCCCCAUGGUCCCGCUUCUCCGCCGCCGGCCCUGGCGCCUCAACUCCCACCACCACCGCUGCUGCCGUCGGCGAUGCCGGCGGUCGCCGAUGAGACGACGACCACGUCGGCCUCGGUGGUGGCGAUGACGACGACGACGACCAGCGAGGCCAGCGCUAGCGAGGCGACCACCUUUCCGCCGGCCAGGCGAUUCCUGCGCAGCUCCCGGACCAAGCGACCGCCCCUUGUGCGGCCGUCGACAAAGGACGAGCAACUCACCGACGACCGCGACGACGAAGGGGAGAACGCCAGCGACGAUGACGAUGACGACGAUGAUGAGAGUGAUGAAGAUGACGAAGCUGACGAUGACGAUGAGAAGGAAGAGGAGGAGAGCGACACACCGGAGGCAAAGAAGGAAAAGGAGAAGGAGCGACACCCGCACCUCCCGCCGGCGCGGCGCUACGUGUCGCCCAACUCGAAGCAGAACAUGAAGAGCCGCUCGCGCGAGUCCGUCCACGGCCCCGCGCCGCCCCUCGUCCUCCUGUGA